This is a messenger RNA of Capsicum annuum, 932 nucleotides long. RefSeq names its product peroxisomal (S)-2-hydroxyacid oxidase GLO4-like. Gene Ontology annotation, molecular function: oxidoreductase activity; FMN binding. Lineage: Eukaryota; Viridiplantae; Streptophyta; Magnoliopsida; Solanales; Solanaceae. The transcript is spliced from 8 exons. The annotation marks the transcript as partial. The record is from RefSeq and is a predicted model, not a curated record.
UGCACAUUGGAGGAGGUUGCUUCAAGCUGCAAGGCUGUUUGCUUCAUUCAAACUGCUUUCAAGAGAGAUAUAACAGCAAAUAUGGUACAAAGAGCUGAACGCAAUGGGUUCAGGGCUAUAAUUCUCACUGCUGAUACUCCUAGGCUAGGUAGAAAGGAGGCUGAUAUAAGGAAUAAAAUGAUCUCGCCUCCUUUCAGGAACUUUGAAGGUCUUAUAUCAACUGAACUUGCUUCUGACAAAGGCUCAAAUGUUGAAGCUUACGCUGCAGAAACUCUUGAUCCUUCGUUUUGCUGGAAGGAUAUAGCGUGGUUAAAAUCAAUUACCAAGUUGCCAAUUCUGAUUAAGGGUGUGCUCACUUGUGAAGAUGUACUAUAUUUUGCUGCAACCAAAGCAAUUGAAGCCGGAGUUGCAGGAAUUAUCGUCUCUAACCAUGGAGCUCGACAGCUGGAUUACACUCCAGCAUCUAUUUCUGUUCAGUUCAAAGAACAAAAGGUGGUCCAUGCUGUUCAAGGUAAAGUUCCAGUACUUCUUGACGGAGGAAUUAGGCGAGGAACGGACAUAUUCAAGGCGUUAGCACUAGGCGCAAAAGCUGUUCUGAUUGGUCGACCAGUCAUCUACGGCCUGGCCGCUAAGGGGGAGACCGGAGUAAAGCAAGUUAUUGAAAUGCUCAAGAAUGAAUUGGAGCAGACCAUGGCUCUUGCUGGCUGCUGCACUUUGGAUGACAUUACCAGAAGCCAUGUUGUAACAGAGAAAGAAAGGUUCCUAUGUAGGAUGUAGUUUCAUCCUAUGUUCCUCUAAAUAAUGGCCUAGCCCCAAACUCUACACAAUCUUUUCGUAUCUUGCUUUGUAAUAAUCUGCAAUCUGCAGAAGCAUUAUCAAAAUGCUUUACGAUUUCUGCUCCUCUCCAGUAACUAAAUCCUUGUAUUAGAUUG